Trichomonas vaginalis G3 is the source of this 333-nucleotide messenger RNA. RefSeq names its product cell redox homeostasis. Bases 1 to 333 code for a protein of 110 amino acids. The record is from RefSeq and is a predicted model, not a curated record. The transcript has a single exon. Lineage: Eukaryota; Parabasalia; Trichomonadida; Trichomonadidae.
AUGCCAGAGAUUAUUCGCUUCCAUGGAGGGAUUGAAGAAUUAUCAUCAACAAUCAUUAACUAUAAAGGAACAUCGAUUCUAGUCUUUGAUGCUUCUUGGUGCCCUGGCUGCAGAAGACUCUCAAGAUUUUUACCAAAUUAUGCAGCAGAGUUCCAUUCACUUCAGUUCAUUGUUAUAGAUACUGAUGAAAAUUCUCAAGUUAAAACUUAUUUCGGAAUCGAAAAUCUACCAGUUAUCAAAUUUUGCAAUGACAAAUCGAAAUUACAUGUGGAAACAACUAUAGUUGGUCUCAAUAUGCCAUUGAUCAAGGAAAAAUUAGCUAUUGUAGCAUGA